Molecule: messenger RNA, 4794 nt
Organism: Rhagoletis zephyria (snowberry fruit fly)
Lineage: Eukaryota; Metazoa; Arthropoda; Insecta; Diptera; Tephritidae
Cellular component (GO): nucleus
Molecular function (GO): zinc ion binding
Source: RefSeq, a predicted model, not a curated record
UAGAGGAAUAACCUGGCUUAUGAGGCGCUCCGCUUUGCCAACACAACCCAAAACCAAAAAAAAAAUGUUAUGCCGUCUCUGUGUAAAGGAAUCUCUUUGCUUUCUGAAUAUUUUUGAUUCGGAUGGCAAAAAGUUGGACAUCGCUCAUAUACUAGAACGCCAUUUUUGGUUUAAGCCCCGUCCUGAUGAUCGAAUUUCCCCAGCUAUAUGUACAAUUUGCUGGUCGAAAGUAUACAACUUCCACCAAUUCUAUGUAGAGAUAGAAGAGGCUCAUUCUAAACUUAGUGCUAGUAAUGUGGAAAAGGAGUUUGUCCGGGAAUACGUUGGCAAUGAGUUUAUCGAAAAUGACCUUGUCAAAGAAGAGUUUUCUAUUACGCCCAGCUCUACAAUUGAGCCACAAAAGGAAUUUGCGGAUCCUGAGUUUAUCGAAAUCGAAUACAAUGCUGAAGAGUUUUCAGAAGCGCCUUGCUCCGGAAUAAGGAAACGAAAGGAAUCCGUUGAACUUGAGCUUAUCAAAAGCGACGUUAACGCAAAAGAGCUUUCCGGAGAUCUAUGCUUGAGUAUCAGUAUAAAAAAUGAACAAAAUAGUUCAUUUACCGAACUAAUUGCUGAUCUAGAUGACAGUGACUAUUUAAAUGAAGAAUACGAUAAAUUAAGUAACGAUGUGGAACAUUUAAAUCGUUCAGGAGAUGCACAGGACCCUGCUCUAUUAACAAACACAUCUGUUAAAAAUCGAAAGAGACGUACAACGACAAAGAAAAAACUUCCUAGUUCGGGACGAAAACCUUUAAAAGGCUCAUAUAAAGAAAUAAGUAAGACAUUUACAGAUGCAUCUUUAACAAUUUGCGAUGCCCAGGAUCCUGCGCUUCUGACAGAAAAGCCUACGGAACCUAUUACAGACGCAUCUUUAUCGUUUUGUAAUGCACAGAACUCUGCCCUAUUAACAAACAAGUCUACAGAACCUGUCAAAAAUCGAAAGAGACUUACAACGACAAAGAAAAACCAUCCUAUUUUGAGAAAAAAACGGAUAAAAGCUUCGUGCCAAGGAAAAAAAACAUACACAGACGUAUCCUUAUCGACUUGUGAUGCCCAGGAACCUGAACUUUUAACAGAGAAGUCUACGGAACCUAUUAUAGAUGCAUCUUUAUUGAAUUAUGAUGCCAAAGAGCAUUCCGAAAAUACUACAAAAUCUGCUAAAAAUCAAAAGAAACUUACAGUGUCGGAAAAAAAAAUUGCUGAGUUGAGACAAAAACGUGGUGUAAAAACUACAUGCAAAGAUGAUGAAUUGGUAAAGAAAUACAUUCCUAUGAGAUGUAACGAGUGUAUUUUCGAUUGCGACGACUUCUCCUUGCUGAGAAACCACUUUCGAUUAGCUCAUCCAAAUACAAAACCCUAUGUGAAAUGCUGUAACAGAAAAUGGCUUCACUGGAUGUCAAUUGUACACCAUGCCUACAAGCACGACGAUCCUGAGCUUCUUAAGUGCCAAGAAUGCCAGAAAGAUUUUAAUGAUUUAGGGACCCUAUCGCGGCACAUGCUUGACCAUCAUGCACCAGAGAAAGACCAAAUUUUUAUCUGCGACGUAUGCCCUAAAAAGUUUGCACGGAAAGUAAGGCUGGAUCUUCAUCGUAGCACGCAUGUACCAAUGAACGAGCGAACGUUCAUAUGCGACCAAUGUCCCAAUAGUCGCUUUGGCUGUAAGACGAUGUUGCUAAUUCACAAUAAAAAGGUCCAUCACCACACAUCCUUCGUAUGUCAUGUUUGUGCCAAAAAAAUAAAAACCAAGGCGUUUUUUGAAAAGCAUGUGCGCUUGCAUUUUGAAGAAAGUGGACCGAAAGUCAAGUGCACAGUAGAUGGUUGUGAUCACUGGCUUAAAGACGAGGAUUGUUUACGCCUGCAUCUCCGAAGGUUUCACUCCAAAAAUAAAGAUAAAUUAUUUACAUGCGAAGUAUGCGGAGGAGAGUAUAAAAGUAGGGCCUCUAUUACCAACCACAUGCUGCGCGUUCAUCCCAAAACGACAUAUCCUUGCAAAAUAUGCAAUAAAACUUUCAAGAGACCGCGCAAUUUAAACGAUCACAUGGCUCAGCAUACUGGUGAAAGUAACUAUACGUGCCUGUUUUGUACGUCCACUUUCAAUACACACGGAAAUUAUUACACACAUUUAAAGAAAUCUCACCCCGUUGAAUAUGAAAAUUUUCUAAAAAACAAAAAAUCGUGCAUUUUACAAAUCUGUGCUAUGUUGUGUCGUCUUUGUGUAAAAGAAUCUCUUUGCUUUCUGAAUAUCUUUGAUUCGGAUGGUAUAAAAAUGGAAAUCGCUGAUAUACUCGGGCGUCACUUUUGGUUUAAGCCCCUAGUUGAUGAUGGAAUGUCCCCAGCUAUUUGCACAAUGUGCUGGGCAAAAGUAUAUAACUUCCACCAAUUCUAUGUGACGAUAGAACAGGCGCAUUCUAUGCUUAGCGCUAGUAAUGUGGAGAAAGCGUUUGUCCUUGAAUACGUAGGCAAUGAGUUUGUCGACAAUGACGUUGUCGGGGAAGAACUUUCCGUUACCCUUUGCUCCACGAUUGAGGAAGAAAAAGAAUUCGUGGACCCUGAUUUUAUCGAAAUCGACGACAGUGCCAAAAAGUUGGCAGAAACACCUUGCCCCAGAAUAGGGAAUCGAAAUGAAUCCAUGGAUCAGGAGUUUAUCAAAAUCGACGUUAAUGCUAAAGAGUUACCCGAAGAUCCUUGCCCAAAUACCUCAAUACAAAAGGAGCAGAAUAAUUUAUUUACAAAACUAGUUCCUGGAAUAGACAUCCGUGGCGGCUUAAAUGAAACAUGCGACAAAUUAAACAACGAAGACCUUGAAUAUUUAGAUAAUUCAGCAGAUGAUUCUUGCUCAGGUUGUGGUGCACCGGAGACUGCUCCAUUAAUAAAAAAGUCUUUAAAGGCUGGUAAAAAUCGUAAAACAGUUACAACUACAGAGAAAAAAAUGCCUAAAUUGAGAAAAACCCGGAUUGUGAAUACUGAAUGCAAAGAAAGAAAUAAAAUAUCUUCAGAUCGAUGUAAUGCACAGGAUCCUCCAUUAACGACAAAUUUCAUGGAACCUGUUAAAAAGCGAAAGCGUAUUACAACGUCAAAAAAAGGGCUUCCGCAGUUGAGAGAAAAACGUGGUUUGAAUGAAAUAUUUGCAGAUUUUUCGAAUCAUGAAACUCUGGACACUGCACUGGAUAAUUCUACAGAAUCAUUUAAUGAUUCAUCUUUAUCUGAUUGUGAUCCACUGGAGCCUGAACUCCAGAAGUUUGCAAUACCGAAGUCUACAGAAUCUGUUAAAGACGCAUCUUUAUCGAAUGAUGAUACACACGAACUUGCCGUAAAGUCUAAAAUAUCUGCUAAAAAUCGAAAGAAACUGGCAUCAACCGAGGAAAAACUUGCUAUAUUAAGAGAAAAACGUGGUAUUAAAGCCAUGUGCAAUGAUGAUGAGCUGGUAAAAAAAUACAUUCCUAUGAGAUGUGACGUUUGUAUUUUCUAUUGCGACGAGUUCGAAACUCUUAAAAACCACUAUCGGUUAGAUCAUCCAAAUAUAAAACCAUAUGUGAAAUGCUGUAAUAGAAAAUGGUAUUCCUGGUUGUCUAUUGUACAUCACACCUAUAGACAUGACGAUCCUGAGUUUUUUAAAUGCCAAGAAUGCCAAAGAAUUUGCACUGAUCAAGGAACUCUAUCGCUGCACAUGCUGGACUUCCAUGCACCAGAGGAAGAUAAAAUCUUUAACUGUGAUCUAUGUCCUAAAAAGUUUGCACGGAAAAAGAGGCUGGAAAUUCAUCGUAAUUUACAUAUACCUAUGAACGAGCGCACAUUUAUAUGUGAUCAGUGUCCAACUAGUCGGUUUUCUUCUGAUGCCUUGUUGCGAGUUCACAUUAGAAAUACCCAUCGCCGCGCAUCUCUUGUUUGUCAUGUUUGUGCAAAGAAAAUAAAAACCAAAGGUUUGUUUGAAAAACAUGUGCGCUUACAUUUUGAAGAAAGUGGCCCGAGGGUUAAGUGCACAUUUGAAGGUUGUGAUAGCUGGCUAAAGGACGAGGAUAAUUUACGUUUACAUAUUCGAAGGUUUCACAACAAAAAUAUAGAGAAAAAAUUUACAUGCGAUAUAUGUGGAGGAGAGUAUAAAAGUAGGGCAUCCUUUACCGAUCACAUGCGGCGCGUUCAUCCCAAAAAGACAUUUCCUUGUGAAAUAUGCAAUAAAAGUUUCAAGACUGGGUUGAAUCUAAGGGAACACAUGGCCCAGCAUACUGGUGAAAAAAACUACCAAUGCCGGUUUUGUACGUCUACUUUCAAUGUAACCGGAAAUUAUUAUUCACAUCUAAAGAGACAUCAUUCUGUCGAAUAUGAAAAUUGGCGAAAAGAUAAUCUUACAGCAAACAUUAGAAAGUUAAGCGAAAUAUAAAUUUGCUGAAGCAUUGCUUAUUUCAUAGAAAGCAGUUCUGAAGUGGUCGGUAUUUUAUUUUAAGAGGACUAAAGGUGCGGUUAAACGUGGCAAUGCAAGCGCUUUUUCAACGCAUUUUACUGUCAAAAUGCGAAAUCGAAAGUCUACUUUCCCGUGGAAAAUUCUUUUUGUAGAUUUGCAGAAAUCACUUUCGGAUAUAAAAACUGCAAGGUCUAACUGCAACUGAAAUUAUGCAAAUCCCUUCCGAGAAAUAAUUUCUACUUGCCUGUGCUGCACCAGCAAUUUUAGUUUUUGCCGCAAGUGCUGUCAAACCAAUCAAGUGUUGCCGUGCGACGCGUUUUUUGGCGAAUUUGUAUAAAAUUAUAAAAAUGUCGAAUAAA